AUGAUAGGCGACGUCUUCCCCCGACUUGAGGCAACGACGCCACGAAUCCGCAAACAGAUCGAGACAGGGAGAGAAGGGGAAAGGGAGAAGGCGCUGCUGUCGCCGCAUGAACAGUCACAACCACAGUCACAGAUACCUACCACAGAACCUGCCCUAACUGUGCAUAUCGAUAUCCGCUUCACAGACCCGACCUUCCCCCGGUCCCGCUACGCCCGCACCUACGACAGCUCAUCCACGCUGCGUGCCACACCGCGUCUAUGCCGCGGGCUGGUCCGGCGCAUCGAGCGGUGCGCCGAAGAGUUCAUCACGCGCAAGGACUCGGGCGCACUGGACAUGGACGAGGAGUACGGGUACGAGCGCAAGCCGCAGCGGUUCGAGAUGACGUUUCGGGUUAUGCGCAGGAGCGGGAAGGGUAAAUGGGCGGAUACGGAACGGACCUAUCGGUCGUACCAGAAGCAGACGCUCACGACGGCGCAGACGAAAGAGGUCGCGCUGGCGGUGCAUCGAAUGGUCGGGUUGUUUCUGCGACGGCAUGAUGAGGGCUUUCGGUGGGUGGACUGUCCGGCGCCGGACGACGACGCUGACAUCAUGGGACCCGGAACGGAGGUGGGGACCGGGAAAGGGGCUAGCGAGGGCGGUAGGCCGAGGUCGCUUCGGGAUGGUUCACUGUCGGUAUCGGCCGUGCCGGGGACGCGGUUUGUCGAAGCGACGCAGUCGUACGAGUUUGUGCCGGGGUAUACCGUCGACCUGGAUUUCCGCCGCAUGAACACCAGUCCUAGCUCACAAUCACAGGGAUGGUCAUCUUCGUCGUUGUCGUUGUCGUCGCCGUCGUCGAGCCGUCGUAUCCAGAUCGCGAGCGCCCAGACCACACCAUUGACGGUGGCCAUGGCUGAGGACCUGCUGUGGAAUGGGCUUCAAUUUGUGAACCAGCGUCUGGACUCGAAGAAGCGGGAACUCGACGACCGUUCCUGGGAUCAGCAGCAUUCAAGGGCGGUCAGCACGUUAGACUCUGGGCCGGACACGCUCGAGCUGAGCCUGCGCGUGUCCAACAACCUGGGACCUACCUUUACCCACACCCACCGUACCAUCCACAGCAAACUCCCCCUCUUCAGUAACACCCACAACAGCGGGGAUGACGACCAUAACAACAACCAUGAAUGCGAACACUUCCUUACCACACUGCAGGCGCACCUCUCCCAUCUCCGCAACGAAACCGACGCCACGCUCAACACGCUCAACGACUUCGAGUUUCGCGUCGUCGAGCUCCAGGGUGUCGACUGGACCCUCCACAACCCACCCACCCUGACCUUCACACUCGGCCCAGCAGCUUCCUAUGGUCGUCGCACAAUCCACGCAGCGCUAGACCGGCUACAGACGGGUGUUGGCGAUGUGCUCCGGGGGCAUAACCUGGCGAUCCAUAUCCGCGCGACUAAGAGGGGCCAUGUGGUGUUGGACAAGGCGAUUGUGGCGCAUGAGAAGAAGCGGGGGGUGAAGUAUUCGGCCGGAGUAGAGGGAGGUUUCGGUUUGUUGUCGUCGACUUCGUCUUCGUCGUCGCCUUCGUCACGGUCGCGUGAGGAUGCGCAGAGGGCGUUUGUGGCGCGGUUGAGGGAGCGAAUCCAGGCGGAUCUAGACCGAGUCUUUGAGGACUCGUGCAAUAUCGACGAUCUGCCGGAUGAGGAGGACGACCAGGGAGAAGAAGACCACCACAACUGCACCACUGACCGGCCGGUCACGCCACACCAACCCGAUCAAGUUAACUUUGUGGGCGGUUCGCCCGCAUCACCAUCCCCAUUAGGUCGGCCGCGCACACCGAGGGUGUUUCUCCUGUCUGGGCAGUCCAUCGAGUCGCUGGGGUCGGUUGAUUAUCUCAGGGCAACAGCCGCUGCAGCUCUGGCCUCUGCGUCAGCACCACCAUCUCCCGCGAGUGGGAGUAAGGAUAGCAGCAGGCCAGGCACCCCCGGGCUACGGGCUGCGCCCGAAAUCAAGCCACAACGAUCGUUCUCGCUAGUAUCGCGCCAGAAGUCGUCCGGGUUGCUGUCAGCGCGCUCGGCGUCGAUGUUGUCUUCGCGUGCCCGUGUAAGCGAAGCAUCGACCUUGAUCGAGAAAAACCAGGAAGAAGGGUUGAAUGUGGCCGCUACAUCAGACGAUAACCGGGAUGGUAAAGGUGCUGGUGCUGCCGGAUCGAUGACGUCGGGCGAAGAGGCGAGGGUUCGCUCAGGGGAACUCCCUGUGGCGCAUCAGAGCUCUACUUCCGACCCCGCGAUGAAGCCCAAAGGAAUUGUCAAAACCGACGACAUCGCGGGUGAAACACCCCCCUCGACGUCCGCUUCCACUUCCAUCAACACGCCCACCAAAAACCCACGCAGGAUGGACACGCCCGGCCCGUACGUUGAUGCUCGCGAGUACUUCGCGCCGAGCCCGUCACCGGCGCGGACGCCCAGGUCGGAAGAUGUGCUCAAAGCCGAUCUCGCCAGCACGCUCGCGAAUGCUGAUGGUUCCAAUCCUCGCAGGGCUGCGAUGAGCCCGCGAGAGGAUGAUGAGUUUUCCACAGCACCAUCAACACCAGAGCUGAGCACGAGCGGGUCCUCGCCACGCCAUAGCGUGCUAAUCACGCCG
Messenger RNA from Dichotomopilus funicola, 2616 nucleotides. RefSeq lists its product as uncharacterized. The transcript has 4 exons. The record is from RefSeq and is a predicted model, not a curated record. Lineage: Eukaryota; Fungi; Ascomycota; Sordariomycetes; Sordariales; Chaetomiaceae. The annotation marks the transcript as partial.